This is a messenger RNA of Striga asiatica, 1062 nucleotides long. The record is from the annotation of a GenBank genome assembly. NCBI's taxonomy places the organism in Eukaryota, Viridiplantae, Streptophyta, Magnoliopsida, Lamiales, Orobanchaceae.
UACAAGUGUUGUGAUGAGUGUGCUUUUGAAGACUUUGACUAAAGCCAAAAAUCACUUGUAUAUACACAACAAUCAAGAUUUCAGGUCUGUGAACUUGAUUUGCCCAAAAAAAUAAAUAAAUCUUGAAUCAGAUGAUCAUCACACAUAAAGACUGACGUGAUAAGAACAUAUUAACUAAUUCCGAGACGAUGGAGGGAAAUCAUCAAUCAGAAAUUGACGCAGAAGAGAAUAUUGUUGCGCCUGGUUUUCGAUUUCAUCCAACUGAUGAAGAGCUGUUGGGAUUUUAUCUACUGAGGAAGGUGCAGGGAAAAUCCAUCUGCUUAGAGCUCAUCAAGCAGGUCGAUAUAUACAAAUAUGAUCCAUGGGAUCUUCCAAAAAUGGGGUGUUGCACUGGAGAAAAGGAAUGGUAUUUUUUCUGCAUGAGAGGGAGAAAAUACCGAAACAGCGCAAGGCCGAACAGAGUAACCCUCACAGGGAAUGGAUUCUGGAAGGCAACCGGCAUCGACAAGCCUAUUUAUUCAUCAAAAACCGGCGAGAAGAAUAAAUGCAUCGGCCUCAAGAAAUCGCUGGUAUAUUACAUAGGAAAUGCCGGCAAAGGAACAAAAACAGAAUGGAUGAUGCAUGAGUAUAGGUUCCCGCCGAGUGGUGGUUCGGGUUCGGGUUCGGGUUCUGAAAGCAGUAUCAGCAGUCAAGAAGCAGAAAUUUGGACACUAUGUAGAAUUUUCAAAAGGGAUUCACCAUGCAAGAAGUCCACACCACCAGUCAGCAGAAACACUGCAAAUUCAAGAACACCCACCUUGCAAGAAAUAGCACGCCAAAUUUUCGAUAAUACUCCAGACGAGAUAUGGACCGUUGGAUCUCCGACUGCAUCAUCGGGCCUGGAUAGUUGGGCCAGAAAUGAUAAUGAAGCAAUCAGAAAUGGAAACUGGGAUGAGCUUGGACCAGUUGUUAGAUUUCAUGGAGUGUAAUAGUAGUUAGUAACUAGUGUGUAUACCAGUGCAACGCAGUAUACCCAUGAUUCGAUGCGCAGAGUUUAGGCAAUAAAUAAACAGAAUAAAAUAG